Molecule: messenger RNA, 2074 nt
Organism: Aplysia californica (California sea hare)
Lineage: Eukaryota; Metazoa; Mollusca; Gastropoda; Aplysiida; Aplysiidae
Exons: 6
Coding region: 198-632 (144 amino acids)
Source: RefSeq, a predicted model, not a curated record
UAAGGCGGAGUCGCCGAAGGCUUUACCCGGGGUAUUAGACAGGCCGGGGACGCUCUGGAAGCGGAUAGUUUCUGUUCUGAGAACAUACGCAACACCGCUACAGCUCAAGGCUCCCAUGACCUCCAUACGCCAGUAGUCUCUAGGACGUCAGGAGGCGCACAAAUACUAUACAUACUCAGACUUGGGGAACACACACCAUGACCAGCACGGCAGACCCCCAGUACAUCCGCAGCGUGUCUGUGAGCUAUCCACGUUGUGGCUCCGGCGUCUCUCUCCGCUCCACACUCUCGGGGACCAACUACGUCAUACAGAGGUCAAGGCCACGCACGGCGGAGGACAUCACGCACUCUGCACGUGACCAGGCGGACCGGAUCCUGGAGCGGGAGAGGACUGGCAUGUUGGACGAGCUCAUGUUUCUCUAUGGUCGCAACGUCUCUAAUAGCUUCGACUUUUCUCCAACAGAUGCCCCAAAGCCCCCACAAAAGAACUAUUCAACUCCCGUUUUGAGUUCACCAUGGCACAUGAACAACAGCGCCUUCUUGCAAAUGUACAGAGCGUCAGGUCGGUGUCCACGGAAGCGUCAAUUCCCGCAAUUCAUCCCAAGGCCGCUGACCAGAGAAACAAAUUCCUGAAUGGACAAUGGGCAGCAUAGAGUGAUUAUGUCUAAGGUAUUUCUGGACCCGAGAUUGAUGAGAAAGAAGGCAAGGACUGAACUUACUCAAAUCAGUGGACUGUGUCGUGCAAUAGCUAUACGCUUUCAUGGGAAUGUUCAACUUGUAAUGAUUGAUUUGGUUGUUUGAGUAAGAGGCAAGAACUUAAGAUUUUGAAAAUGGACCUCAAUCAUACAACACCUUACUUAUCAUUUCAUAAAUUAAAAAAAGCACAUACCCGUAAGAGAGUGCAACUAUGCCCCUUGCCCACAUCGAGGCAAAUAUUCAAAGGAAUCCGAUCAACAGCCUCUGAUAUUUCGCUGUACUAAAAUUCCAAACCCCUAAAAACCCAGUUUUGAGAAAACGCUUAAAAACGUCUUUACAUUAUCAUUACAUGUUAAACACAAAACAUUCAACCCAAACACACCCUUAAAUCAAACAAUGCAAAAACGGACAAAAUAAUAAGGAAAGUAGAAGGACCGAUGGUAGAUAACCGUGUUUAUAUAAAAGUUCUGGGAAUCUCAAAACUCUUUGGAUUUUUAUUUGACAAAAAUUCAGUCAUCUUUUUCCCUGUCAGAGAGAGUGCACUACUUUUAUUAAUUCCCACGGUCUUUCAAUUUAUUCAUCAAUGGCGGAAGAGGAACCACAUGAUCAAUACCAUAAUCAUGAAUUCCCCCUUUCACCAUAUCCGUAUACCAUCUCUCCACUUCUGGACGCAACCCACAAACCCGUUAUACUGCCCCCCCCCGCCCUCUCCUCAAACACACGCACCCGGCACCACAUUCCUGUUCUGAUCAUUCUGACCGUAACUCCUCACGUCAACUCGUACACCCUCUCAUCACCCCAUCCCUUUAUCUCUUCCCUCGUGACACAUACGGUACUUUUGACCCAAAGUUAAACAUUACUUGUGAGUAUAAUUAUCACCAAACUUGUGCGUGUGUGUGUGUUUUGUAUGUGUGCUCUUCAUAAAACUGCUACGAUUUUAUUUCCAAAGUGAAGUGGCAAAAGGUUUAUGAGCUCAGUGCAGAUGACAUCACAGCUGCCAUUUUUCUUGUCUUUUUGCUUGGGAUUCUUUUGUGUCAUUAUGGUCUAAUGGCUGGGACACUUGAUCAGUCUGAAAUUUGCCUUAUCAUUAUGCUUCUGACUCGGAGUGGAAGAUUUCUGAUUUUAUCCCUAAACACGUGUGGCAUUGAGUGUGCUUUUCACACGUAUUCUGUGUAAUGAUGUCUUUGUAAACUGAAGAGGCGACACAUUUAUGAACGCAUGCCCUUUUGCAUGGGAUUCUCAACUCUUUUGUAACCCCCUGGCUGGGACAAAUUAGGAAGUCUGAUAUGGGCUUUGCGAGUGAACGUCUAUCACAACUUUUACAGGUUCCAACAGACAAGUUGAACUUUGGAUGAGUUGAUCUAUUUUUACCCCCCCCC